AUGGUCAGUGAUGUGAAAAUAACUUGUUCUCUGGACUGGAUGAUGGUCCAAGUUGUCCCAAAUACUUGCAGUGGACAUCAGUAUAUACUGGCUGAGGAAUUAUACCUGGGAUCAGGUUGUCCUGCGACUCGGAUUGAAACAUAUGUGUAUCAUUUUAUAUAUCUCAUUUCUGAUUGCGGCAUCAGGACACAGGUUGUGUCAGAGCAUAUUCUCCUCUUGCAAAGUGAGCUGUACUAUAACCCAAGGGAUCUACAUUGCCAUUGCCAAAUAAUUCCUCUGCAGUGUUCCACCUCUAGGCAAUCAGUGUGGCUUACACCAGUCUCAACAGAUGAAAUAAAAUUGGAUCCCAGUCCUUUUAUUGCUGACUUCAAGGCAACGCCAGAAGAGUUAGGAUUACUAUGUUCUGGUUAA
Artibeus jamaicensis (Jamaican fruit-eating bat) is the source of this 411-nucleotide messenger RNA. It is a transcript of the gene OOSP2, whose product is annotated as oocyte secreted protein 2. NCBI's taxonomy places the organism in Eukaryota, Metazoa, Chordata, Mammalia, Chiroptera, Phyllostomidae. Bases 1 to 411 code for a protein of 136 amino acids. The record is from RefSeq and is a predicted model, not a curated record. The transcript is spliced from 4 exons.